AUGGUCUCGAGCAUCUGUAAACACUACUGGCCGGUUGUACUGUUAUCUUUGAGAUGGCCGCACGUAAUAGGGACGGUGGACGAUGCAGCGGCUCUCGAUCAGAUCGCGACGGAGAGCGUAGCCAAGGCGGAGAAGCUACAGCGCGACCAGAAGUUUCAAGAGCAGCUGAUACCAUCUAUAAUAGACACCGCGGUGCACUAUGAGAACUCAAACGGGUUCGUGCCGAUGGUCGCCACAACCAUGACACCCGACCUGAUCGAUCAACUGGAUACAACGAGCAAUACCACUUGGACGAAUUCUUUGAACGACAGAAAUAACUCCACCGAUCAGGGCAGCAGCGACGACGAGGUGGAUCCAGUUGAAAACGAUGAGGUCGAGAACGAUCCAGCUUACUCCACCGAAGCUCGAAUAUUUUUGAAUUUCCCUCGUUUGGGCACUAACAAUCGCAGGUCCUUCGAGUACCAAGGUGGACAGAACGAUUUCGAGUUGCUCAAGGUUCGAAACGACACGCCUGUCAUUGCUAAUUACCCUGAUUUCUACGAAGACUCUAGCUCCAUCGAAGCGGGAAGCGAGAAGACUCAAUCCUCUUCGAGGCACAGAAGCAAAUCCAGGGGGAAUAAACUAGACGAUUAUACAGGUAAUUAUGGGAUGAUAUCGAGCAGCAGCGAGGAGCUCGCUUAUAAUCAUCAUUACCCGACGAGGGAUAAAGAAAAGACGAGCCAAGAGAAAGUCACCGGCAAUUAUCGCCAGCAAGAUGCCAUGAACUACGACGGUCACGGGCAGAGCGCUACCAAACAGAAUGGACAGGCACUGUCGACCUUGUCGAGGCCGAAUCAGGAGGUGAACAACCCUAUAAAGAGCGGUUUGAGCAAUUACGAUGACGCUUAUGACAGCAUGACUGAUUCCUCUCAGCUUACGAAGAAUCAGCAAGGACUGUCGCGGCCAGUAGUCGUCGCAGAGUACAGCUUCGAACAGCCUAGAAGACCGGACUCGGGCAUCAACGAUUACCACACUUCAAGGAUCAUUGAUUCUGCUAGUUCCGAAAUGUCUCAUCAUUAUACUAUUGACAACAGAGAUGGAAGAUUUCGAAGCGAUGAGGAUUCCAGGGAUGUCUCUGAAGAUGGAGACUACUCAGAGUACACAGAGAGACCGAGAAGGUUACACAAAAGCAGAAGACGACCAUCCAGCUCUGACCAUUCGAAGAGACUUCCCAAGGAACAUAGAGGAUCGAUAGAUGACAGUAUGGAAUAUGAACAGCAGGGGAAGAGACACCAUUCGUCGAGAACCAAAUCUCAUAGACACAGAUUGAGAGGCAAUUCCUGGACAGACGAUGAUCGUCAUCGUGAUCAAGACGACAGCUACGAAGAGUCCAGGUACGAUGGUAGAGCUUCAGAAAGCAGACACACUUCCAAGUCGCAGAGUAGCAAAUUCAAGUCCAGCAACAGUUGGAACCAGAUAUCCCCUAACCUAGAGAUAUCGCACUCUAGUGGUGUCGAGAUCGGUCAAUUAGAAAAACCCAAGUUUUUGGUCCCUGUCAAACUGAACUUGGUCCCUGUAGCUAACUUCGAUCAUGCCACAGCACUUGGUAACAGUCAGGGCUUCGACAUGUCGAACGCAGUCCUGCAGAACAUUGUCUCGGCCACGCCAAUGACUCCCAUCAGCACGCCAACUCCUUUGAUCAGCUCGUCUGAUAGUACUAACGAGGCCACAAAGUACAGAGUCUCCACGUCAGUUCCUGAUAUCGUAGUUGGCCAAAACAGCUUCCAAAAUUCGAUGCAAGCAGUCCUGCCGCACAUAAACGACCAGGACAAAUUUUCUACAAACUUGAAGCACCAGUACGUGUCCAGCACGGUUGCUCCCGUCUUCGCUGUCACGCCAAACGUGAACUCUGUGCAGAGUGUUCCCAUUCAGGAUAUUCAUGGAUCGGUUUCUCCGAGACCAGCCUACAUCAACCAAGUGCACCAGAUGUCAUCGAAUCAGGGAAGCAUGCCGCAGUUGAUUGUCCCUCAGCCGACAAUGCAGACUGUCCCAGCUUUGGUGCAGACGCCAGUCCAUUCUCCGUCGGACUUCAACAUCCAGGUGAAUCCCCACGGCAUGCACGGGCAGAACGUGGUCAACCACGGGAAUAUGCAGGUACAGAGUAUCCCAACCAUGUUCACAGUGCCACCUACACCUCAGACAGUCCCGGUCACGAAGACUAACUUGGUGACCGCCGAAUCCCAGAGCAAGAAGUCUUUCCAUCCCGGCACCAUUGCGAACUUCUUGGCUACUGCUAGCUUAUCCGUCAGCCAGAACCGCCAAGGCCAGUCUCUAAACGAUGACUCUUACUAUUUGCAGAGCUCGAACACUCAGCAGAUUGUCAGGCCACAGGAGACUCUCUACCAGCAAGUGAUGAAGAACGUUAACAUAGCCCCAAAGUCGAAGACCUACAUUCAAACGACUCACCUGUUGCCGAUGCUUCAACCGAUGCCGACGGUUACCACCAUAACUGCUAGCGCGCCUCAAGUGGUACCUGAACAGCAGACGGUUCAAAGUACCAAUUACCUGAUACAGCCGCCUCGGGAUCAGUCGCAACAGUUCGUUAAUAAUAACGGUGCGUCAACCUUGAGGAACAUCAAACUGCCUUCUCUCGCCUAUCAAAUGAUAGAUAACGUUGGUAGUCAUAGUUCAAGCAAUUUUAAUGCUAUGAAUGUAUUGCCAGGUGUUUCAGGGACUGAGAACGCCCAGCUUCCCUAUGUAGGCACUAAAAACGUCGAGAUCCUGAACCCAAAUAUUAAACCCAGUCCAAUUGACGGCGCGAUCGUAAACACCUUCGAAACGAUGCACUAUCCCACUGCAGUUUUCACCACGCCUAUUCCUAUGUUUACCUCUACCAGCGUUGUCACCACCAGGCCAGCUUUGUUGUCCAGUUCUACAGACUCUAAUAAUAAUCUAGCUAUGGGUGAUAUGAAGGCGUUCCACUCCCAAGAAAGGCCUGUCUUCAAUCCCAUUAACUUCAUCCCCAACAUAAACGUGGUAAAGAAUCAGCACGCCUUGAACAGCAAACUGCAUGCCACUGAACCACUGCAACAGAACCUGAAUCUCGUCCCACUAAUUCCCGGAGGGAACUUCUUUAAACCGUCCUUCAACUCGCAAACCGAGUUACUGGUGAAGCCGAAAUUGAACAGCGACUUGGAAACCUACGCGGAGCAGAUGUUCAAGGAAUCCCUGAAGACCAUAUACAACUCGCAGAAAUGGAACAAUGACAGAAAACCAGGGAUUCACAAGCAAAACAGCACUGAUUCUGCCGAUAUCACAAAACUGAAGAAAGAACUGCAGAGAUUGAAGGCUUCGUUGUCUGAAUCAAAGAGGAAUAAAGAUCACGAGGCUCAUCAUAGCGAGACAAAGUUACAGACAGCUGAGCUACCUAGUAAGAAGCCUGACGAGUUGCUAGCUGCCCUAGAGCAAAUGCUGAAGUCUCAUCCUGGGGACUCGUUCCAUAGCCACUAUGGAAGCAGUAGACCCCACAAACAUCGCAGACCUGGUGACUCCGAUAAGCACACAUUCGGAUCUCACGGCGAUUUCAGGGACAACAAGCCUUUUAGAGAAUUCAUGUCGCCGCCACACUCGGGAUCCCGCGCGAAAGGUCAUUUCCAUGACAAACCGGGGAAGAAAAGGCCGGGCUCGGGGCCGAGGUACAACGGGCCGAGUCACUACCACGGACCAAGGAGUCAUCACAGACACAAUUUGUCCUCUAAGUCAGGCGGAUUGGAAGCCUCGUCGUCCAAUAUCGAUUCAACCCACGUCGAGGGACCGCAAUUUGAGAAUUUCGAGUUCGGGCACUCGCAUUCGGAAUCGAUGAAAGGUACUUACGAUUCGUCCCCUUCGUUCUCCGGUUCCCCGCCAGAGAGGAACGGCUUCAUGAAGUCGACCAACAAUUAUAAGGCUAACAAAGACCGUGGGUACAACCACCCGAAGAUGCACAAUUUCUACGGAUUGCUGAUGAAGAACAAACAGCUACCAAUGGGCGGCAGCAAUCCGAAUUAUUUCCGAGACAAGGAUCAACUAAAGAAAUUCUUUGAGGAUGAAAAGCGAACGCAGCAACAGAUUUAUGAUGAUACCUUAAGGGAUUACUUGUACAAGCUAUCCGAGGGUAAUUCGUACUCCGAUUUGGGUCAUAGUAGAUCCGAUUCUCGGAGAUCGCUGACUGAAACGGGGUUAGUUUGA
Nomia melanderi (Alkali bee) is the source of this 4206-nucleotide messenger RNA. RefSeq lists its product as uncharacterized. Lineage: Eukaryota; Metazoa; Arthropoda; Insecta; Hymenoptera; Halictidae. The record is from RefSeq and is a predicted model, not a curated record.